Molecule: messenger RNA, 1065 nt
Organism: Durio zibethinus
Lineage: Eukaryota; Viridiplantae; Streptophyta; Magnoliopsida; Malvales; Malvaceae
Product: oxidoreductase/transition metal ion-binding protein (DUF3531)
Source: RefSeq, a predicted model, not a curated record
UCCUGGAUCUAGUUACAAGGAAUAAAAGAUAAGAUCACAGGGUUUUAGACAGGCUUUCCAAGCUAAAACCCUUUCCUCAUUUUCAGAGGCACCAGUUGAGGCGAGGCUUCUAAGCAAAAUCCCUACCAUAAAACCAACAUUAAACAAAGACAAACAAAAAAAAAUGCUUACACUAAACCUUGCAGCCACUGCUCUUCAAGCCCCUAGCAUUACUCGCCAUGAAUUUUCUUUCCAUUUCAACUGCUUCCCGCUGUUUUCAACUGUUAAGUUUUCCUUACAGAUUCAUGCUUCACCCAAGACUUCGUUUUGGGCGGUUAAAGCUAAACGAAGCCAAGAUAUGAGUGCCCAAAAUUUGGAUAUUGAUAUGGAUGAAGAAGAAGAUGAUGUUGAUGAUAGUGAAGAAUAUGGGGCAAGGAGUGGAUUUAGAGGGAGGGAAGAAGAGAAGAAUUAUGAUAAAGACCCUGAAUUUGCUGAGAUUCUUGGGAGUUGCCUUGAUGACCCACAAAAAGCUCGGUCCAAAAUGGAAGAAAGAUUGAGGAAGAAAAGGAACAAAAUUUUGCACACAAAGACUGGUUCUGGGACACCCAUGAAAGUAAAAUUCAACAAAUUUGAUUUUUCAAACUCAUACAUUUGGUUUGAAUUCUGCAAUGCUCCAUUGGAAAAGGACAUCUCCUUAAUUUGUGAUACAAUUCGAUCAUGGCACAUAAUUGGGCGGCUGGGUGGAUGCAAUUCCAUGAAUAUGCAAUUAUCACAAGCUCCUUUGGAAAAAAGACCAAGUUAUGAUGCUAUUCAAGGAGCAAAUGUGAAUCCAACUACAUUUUACAACAUUGGGGAUCUUGAGGUUCAAGACAACUUGGCACGUAUAUGGGUGGAUAUUGGGACCACUGAACCGUUGAUUCUGGAUGUUUUGAUAAAUGCAUUGACUCAAAUAAGCUCUGACUACGUUGGAAUUAAGCAAUUGGUGUUUGGUAGAUCUGAGCUUGAGAAUUGGAAGGAGAACUUGACAACCGAGGAUGCAGGCUAUAGCGUUCACAGAAUUUAGCUUUCUAGCAUCCUAGGAAAAUA